Molecule: messenger RNA, 846 nt
Organism: Notodromas monacha
Lineage: Eukaryota; Metazoa; Arthropoda; Ostracoda; Podocopida; Cyprididae
Source: the annotation of a GenBank genome assembly
AUGGUGCCGAUUAACCUGAGUUCGAGUGACAUUUUUGCUGGAACUGAAUUGCCGGAAAACCUGUCCGAUAUUGACUUACCCAAGGGCGAUCCAGUGAUUCCUGAUGAGAUAAACUUUGAAAGUAUGGCUGAUGAGUGCAACGAGAUGACGGGACUGCCUGACAAAAAGGUGUCAUCGUCUGGCGGGAGAGGGAAACAAACGAGCAAGACUAACAUUGCGUCUCCGAGAGCCUGCCCAUCCAAAUUAAAAGUGGAGAUCAAUUCGAACUGGAACCUCUCGAAUGUUUUUGUUGACGUCCUUGAUGCUCGUAUGCAAGGCAAUAAAUCCGAAGAAUAUCAGCCCGAACCGUUGGUUAAGACCGGAGAAGAGUCUCGGGCAGCACUGGAAGCCCAAGCACAUGUCAGACAAGCCCAACUCACGGGAAAAGCCAACCAACAACAGCCAAUCGCAAUGUCUUGUCAAUGUUCUAAUCCAGCGUGCUGCCUUAAAAUGAUAAAAAGCCAAGCCUCUUUGCCUAAGGUAGGAGCAUCGACAUACGUUGCAUCUGUGGAGCCUGAUCGCUCCGAAUGCAUGAUUAUGACGAGAGAUCGUGGAGCGACACCUGUGCAGUACAACAGCAGGCAGUCACAUGUUCCAACAGUCAUCCCGCCAGCUUCAUCUCACCAUGUCCGUGAGAUUAUGACUAUGAAGGCAUCUAACACUUCCCAGCAGCGGAGUAGAGAAAAUAGUUUUUUCAAGUUGGAGAAAGUAGGACAGCAGAGAUCUAGUGAUCAACACAGUGGUGUGGAAAAGCAAGCGUUUUCAAUGGCAUCCCCAAUGUCAAUGACGGUACGCGCACUGGGAAAA